AUGGUCUUCGCACGGAUUCUGUCUGAGGUCCACGAUCUGCCAACAGUUGAGGAUAUCAUGGAAUCGAUGGCGGGCAUGACGAUCUUUUGCAAGCUCGACGUUUCUAAAGCCUUUAACUGUAUUCGGCUUGCAGACGAGGACUCCAUUAACGCGACGGCGUUCAGGACGCACCGUGGCGUGUUCAAGUGGACGGUGCUACCCUUCGGCAUCAAAGUCGGAAGCGUGGCCAUGCAGCGUUUGAUGGAUGCCAUGCUGCGUGGGCUCAAGGGCGUCGCGGCGUAUCAGGACGACAUCAUCGUGGGUGGCAAGAACAAGGAGGAACUGAUCGAGAACACCCGCGCGGUGCUGCGUAGGGUGCGCGAGUUCCAGCUGCCACUCAAGCUGAGCAAGUGCGAGUUCUUUGCAACGGCAGUGCCUCUGCUUGGCUUUGUGCUGAGCGCUCAAGGCAUUUCGACGACGAAGUCGGCUGUGCAGGCCAUGCUGGAUUUCCCCGUCCCCAAGACGAGGAAGCAGGUGCGCUCGUUCAUUGGCGCGGUGGGGCACAUCAGCGGCUGGAUCAAAGGAUUUGCUGACAUGCGGGCGCCGCUGGACCAGUUGCUCAAGAAGGACGUCAAGUUUGUCUGGACGGAGGAGUGCCAGCAAGCUUUCUCACGGAUCAAGAAGGUCGUGACGUCCACCCCGGUGCUGCGGCUGCCGCGGCGUGAUGAAGUAUUUGUGUGCGAGGCUGAUGCGAGUGACAUUGGCACGGGCGCGGUGCUCUACAACAUGAAGCCUGGUGGCAAUCCGUCGGACAUGAAAGGUCUCAAACUGGUGGGGUACUACUCGAAGCGUCUGUCAAGCGCGGAGCGGAACUACAGCACGACGGAUAAGGAGCUGUUGGCGAUUGUGCGGGCAGUGCGUCGUUGGAGACAUCUGCUGACGGGAUCCAGGCACAAGGUGAUUUUCAAGUCGGAUCACAAGAACUUGGUGAACUACCAGAACUUGGAGGUCAGGAACUACCGGAUGGCGCGAUGGAUCGAGGAGCUCAGCCAGUGCGAUUUCAAGAUUGUGUUCACGGCUGGUGUGUCGCAGCCUCUGGCAGACUGCCUGUCACGCAACCCAAACUUUGAGGGCAGUGUGCGAGGCGAAGCCGCUCGCAAGGCGUUCACGCCGGGUCAGCUGGACAGCACGGUCGCGGCCGCAGCCACAGUGGCGAGCACGUCGGCUGGAGCAGGUCAAAGCGCAGCGAAGGCGGUGGCGGCGGAGGUGUCGAUCGAGGAUCAGAUCCGCGCACAAGUUGGCACCAGCCCCCCUGACCAGAAGUUGCAGAAGCUGCUCGGACUCACGCUGGCUGAUGGCCUUUGGAGAGAUGGGAGCAAGCGCAUCUACGUCCCGGAAGGUGACUGUCGUCGACUGGUUGUGGCCGAGUGCCACGAUGCCAAGGGGGCGGGUCAUGGUGGCAAGCACCGCACGAAUUUGCGUGUCAAGCAAACGCAUGUUUGGCACAACAUGAUGGAGUACAUCGAAAAGUACGUGGCUGGUUGCACUCUCUGCCAGCAGAACAAGCCAUCGCAUCUCAAACAAGCUGGCCUGAGCGCAUCGAUCGAAGUGCCCGCUGGCGUGUGGCAGGAUGUGGCUAUUGACUUGGUCACGGAUCUGGUGCCGUCGAAGGAUUACCGUGGGCACAAGCACGACGCGGUGCUUGCUUUCAAAGCAGGUGCAUCUCAUCCCGUUUUCCAAGGACAGCAGUAG
This is a messenger RNA of Capsaspora owczarzaki ATCC 30864, 1731 nucleotides long. RefSeq lists its product as hypothetical. The record is from RefSeq and is a predicted model, not a curated record. Lineage: Eukaryota; Filasterea; Ministeriida; Capsasporidae. The coding region runs from base 1 to 1731 and encodes 576 amino acids. The transcript has 2 exons.